CAACAUGGCUGCUGCUGCACAGCGUGCAAUACUAAAUGAGGCCCAGCAAUUAGCAUUAGCAAAGUAGCAACGAGUAGAAACAGCAUAUUGAAAACAUCGUCACAAUGACAUCAGGCCCGUAACCGGGGGGAGGUAAGUCAGACAUGCGGCUUGCACGGGCGGGUGCGACGUAUGAGCUAUCCAGAUAUAAUACAGAUCAGUGGUUGGAGGAUUGCAACAGGAGUGGAGUUCAUCCCCCCAAGUGAUGAAAUGUCCCUGUGCAGUCAGCACUUUGUGCAUUGUUCAUCCCUGCAAGCAGGACUUCUCACCUUUCCUCCAAAGCAUUCAACGGCAGACCAUAUGAAAGCAGUAGAAAUAAUACAUUUGCGACAUGCAAGGCAAUGCCGGAUGUGACUUUGAUACUCGUUCUGGAAGACAAGCCGGAAAACAGUGACCCAGCUAUGCCUGGUUUCACCCAAGAAGCCUGCUAAAUGAGCAGUAAAUUAGAGCCAUGUCACCAGCAAAGCCACGAGGUCAGCAAAAUAAGAAGCACAAGGAGGCCGAAGAAGGAAAUGAAGAAAAUGAUAGGAGGCAAAGUGAUUCCAAAGCGUCACGCCCUCUAGGUACGGCGCACCAUGGCAAAAGAAAUGUGUUGAACCUGAAAGACAACACACCUGGAAGAAAGUUAGGGAGAAACUGUAGUGCUGAAAAACCCAUCAAACGAGGUAGGACAAACAGAGCGUACCUCUUCAAGACAGAAUUCCAGAAAAAUGAUACACAAAGCGAGGAAUCUGAGAGUGACACAAAGUCCGAAGAGGUGACAGAGGAGGAAAGUGACGUGAAAGGGGAAGAAGAGGGUGAGGAGGAGCUUACUGAGAGUGACAGCAGUGAGGAAGAAAGGACUGAACAUUCAGCUGCUGAACAGACAAAAGGGGAGGAAUCUGACCAAGAACUUUCAGAGCAAUCAGUAUCCACGAAUGACUCUGAGGUCCAACCACUCUCAUCCGGAGAGGAUGGCGGCAAAAGAGGAGCUGUAUCCAACGUAGCGAUCCAAGACGUGGGUGAAGACGAAGAAACGCAUCAGGACACAUUUGGGAAGCCAGCAGUUGAUAAAGCCAGGAGACGCGUACCACAACCCACCAAACGCGUGCAAGAGCCGAAAUAUAAGAUGUUUGGGAAAAGGAAAGCGGAUAGACGGGCAGAAAAGGAAAAAGCAGAGAACCGCAUGUUAGAGAAAGAAUCCCAAAAAAGGGAAAAGCAAGAAUCAAGGAAUAAAAAAAGAGAGCGAGAAAAAGACCAAAGAUCCAAACCAUCCGUUCAUCUGGAGAAAGCAGCUGAAGAUGAGCAAGAAGAGGAGACUGAAUCAACACUGACCAAAGCCAUGAAAUGCCAUGGCAACGUCAUGCUUCUAAAAGACAAACGUCAUGACUUCAAAGGCAUUUUCAAGUCUGAAGCAGUAAAAGCCAAACAACGGGAAUCUGUAAAUAUUGGAGAAGAAGACUCGCACAGUUUGCUCUUGGGCAAUGUGACGAAAGAUUCUUUUCAACACAAGGCUGAUAUGAAACUUCUCCAAACCGGUGAUGGAACACCAAAGGAGCAUCUGGUAACACAAAGAAAGGGUGUGGGAGCUCUCUGUCGAGUGUCUUGCUGGUUUCACAGGAAAAGGCCCAAAAGCGCUAAGUUCAAGAAAAUGUCUUUUUGGUCAAAGGUAAUUGGUGUCUCGCGAUGGCUCUCAUUUCCGUCCAUAAAACGGAAACGGAGAAGAACAAAGUCCAAAGAUAGCCUCCUUAAAAAAUGGACAACAAAGCGAGUUGUCAGUAAAACUACCAAAGCCCAGCGUUCUCCUGAGGACAGAAAAUCAGAAGAAGUCCAGGAAAGACCUGACAAGAAAGAGGUGGAGGCCAAAUAUGCUGUAGUCCUCCCUAGGAUGAACAAAGCUGCAAAGACAGACGAACUCCCUGGAACGUCUACGCAAGCAAGCACCUCGAAAACUGCAGGAGAACCCACAGUCUCUGAAGAAAAAACACCCAAAAACCCACCAAAGUCAGGUAGACGGUCUGUGCUCCCCAUCAAAGCAGAUAUUAGUGUGAAAGCUAGCAAGAAGCCCUUGCAAGGACAGCUACAAUUAGGUCGAGCUGUUGAAAAGAGGAGCAAUGGUCUUGGUGUUGGCGCAGCAUCACGACAAGGAGCAUCCCACACCGAGGAAGCAGAUGACACGGCUACCCUCGGUCAUCAGAAUGGAGUCAGUGUGCUACAGGCGGUACGAGGGAAGUUGGACCCUUCUCAUAUCAAUCUGACCAAGAUGUCCUUGUCAGGGGGAAAGACAGGUGCUACAAAGAAGCCAGCCAAGGAGCCAGAAGCACACGGGCACGCUGAAGAUGGCACACCCAUGUCUACCACUCUGCCCCUUUUACAUGGAAAUGUUUGCUCAUUGUAUGAAGAAGAGGCAGCAGACAGGGAGGUGGCUCAGCUGAUGAGAGAAGCUCUUCACUGGGCUGGGAACUCCCAGAUUACUGGUGACCCAAAGGACUGGUUGAAUGUUGAAGACCUGCUGCCUCACCAAACAGUGGAGAAGUUAACCAAACGUAUAGUUUGUGACCACGGGCAACAGGCCAGGAGUCUUGCAGCACACACGGACAAGCUCCUCUGGGAAUCCGAUGAUCAUAUCCAGGAAAUGCUGGAGAGUCGACUUGUCAGCACACAGGUGAUGAUGCAGGGCAGCAAAAAGGCUUUGGAGCUGGACCAAGUAGAGGAUCUGUCCCAGUUACAAGAGGUGUGUGACAGCUCAGUGCUUCUAAGCCUAAAGAAGAGGUUUCAUCGUGACUGUAUUUAUACCUACGUUGGAAACAUGCUACUCUCCAUCAACCCCUACAAGCCCCUGAAUAUCUACUCAGAGGAACUGAGACAGAAAUACCAGAAUAGAGAGCAACAGCGAAACCCCCCGCACGUGUACGCUAUAGCUGACGAUGCCUUCAGACAAUCUCAGGCAUCCACACAGGAGCAGUGCAUCAUCAUAAGUGGUCAGAGCGGUGCAGGAAAGACUGAAGCUACCAAGCUGGUGGUCCAUUACAUAGCUACCACGUAUCAGGGCAGAAGCUUCAACCUGCGUCAGCCUAUGGAGGUCUUUGCCAUUCUGGAGAGUUUUGGGAAUGCUAAGACCAGCCUCAACAACAACUCGAGCCGCUUUGGAAAGUACCUUCAUGUUCAUAUUCUCAGUGGUGUCGUUGUGGGGACCUCCUUGUCCAAAUAUCUCCUUGAAAAAUCCAGAGUUGUUUUUCAGGCCAUUGGGGAGCGGAACUACCAUGUGUUCUAUGAGCUUUUGGCAGGUAUGAAUGACUGGAACAAACGAGACCUCUACCUUCAGGGAGCUGAGACUUAUUACUACCUCAACCAAGGUGGCGCCUGUGAGUUGAAGGGGAAGAAGGACAAACAAGACUUCCAGUUGUUAGUUCAAUGCUUUGACAGAAUUGGUCUCAGUGCUGACCAGACCUUCACCAUAUGGGCCAUACUUUCUUCUAUUCUGCAGCUGGGCAACAUUUGCUUCAGUUCACAUGAGAGUGAGUCGUUUGAGGUGGCUCUCAUCUAUAGUGAGUCUGAGGCCAGGAGGAUCAGCUCUUUGCUUCAGAUAUCUUAUGAAGCAUUACAGACCAUCAUGACACACAGAAUCACAGAGACAACCUAUGACAGGAUCUAUUGUCCCCUAUCUGUUGAGAGUGCCAUAGAAUCAAGAGAUUCCAUUGCCAAAGCCUUGUAUUCUGUGCUAUUUGACUGGUUGUUAGACCAGAUCAAUAACUGGCUGAAUCCCACAGAAAUGGACAGCACUGUGGGCAUAGUGGACAUCUACGGCUUUGAAGACCUUGGCAUCAACAGCUUUGAGCAGUUGUGUAUCAAUUUUGCCAAUGAGCACCUGCAGCACUUUGUCAAUCGCACAGUGAUCACUCAAGAGCAGGAUGAGUAUACUGCAGAACAGAUCCAGUGGUACCCAGUGUUAUUGAAGGACUUCAACUCCUGUCUGGAACUAAUCUCCUCCAGGCCAUACGGCAUUUUCCGCAUACUCGAUGACCAGACCUGCCUCCCUCAAGCCACUGAUCACACCUUCCUCCAGAAGUGCCAUUACCACCAUGGAAACAGUCCUCACUAUGCCAAGCCCAAAAAGCCUGUGCCAGCAUUUACCAUCUAUCACUAUGCUGGAACUGUCACAUAUCAGGUUCACAAUUUUCUUAAUAAGAACCAUGACCAAUUCAAGACAGAAGUGGUGGAACUUUUUGCCAGCAGCCAUUUAAAGAUGGUGUCGGAGCUGUUUGGAAAAGUUAAGACCAGAUACACGCAACAAAGGCAGUUAGACUGGAGAAGGAAGGGUGUUCACCAGCAACCCUCAACUGCUGCAUCACAUUUUCUACAGUCCCUGACUGAACUCACCACCCGCUUGGAAAGAUGUAAAACCCUUUUUAUCCAUUGUCUCAAGCCAAACUACAGUAAGCUUCCUGGGAUGUUUGAUGUGGACUAUGUGUCAGCCCAACUUAAGCAGACUGGGAUGUUGGAGGCCAUCCACAUCCGGAAAGAGGGUUAUCCUAUACGCCUCCUGUACGCCUACUUUGUUGAGAGGUAUGGAGUGUUGUCCACACAGCACUUUGGUCAUGUGACAGACCGAGAGCAUGCACUGACUCUUUUGGAUUUGCUUGGGGCAGAUGAGGGACAAUACCAGCUGGGACUGACGAAGGUGUUUCUGAAGGAGCUCCUGUACCGGCAGCUGGAGGAGAAGUGGAGUACCACUCAGACAUGGGCUGCAGUCACCAUCCAGCGGAACAUCAGAGGUUUUCUGUGCAGGAAAAACUUUAAGUUCUUCAAGCAGAAAGCUAUCAUCAUCCAGAGCCAUAUCCGAGGACAUCAGACAAGGAAGUACUACAAACGCCUGAAGCAGUCCUUUACUCAGUUCUGGGCUGUGAUGAUGAUAACCAGGAACACCAUAAAGAGACGCCACUGGAGGAAACAAAUUCAGGACAAAAAGAAAGCGACCAGUUUGAAAAAGGCAUCAGUGCUCCUAACCAUGGAUGUGGGGAUGUUGGAGAUUCCAGCUGAGCUGUCAGCAAGGUUUCGCAGUGCAGCAGGGCAUCAACAUGCAUUAACAGUGAGAGAGGUUGCUCCUCCACAAGUGAAGGCGAUGCACAAGCUCAGUCUGCCUCAAGACAUAGACAGAUACCCAUUCUCUCACUAUGUCAAGUCCAUAUUGAAGGAUACAUGGUGCCAGCCUCAAGGAAUUUCCCUCCAGAGAGCCCUCACCCCUCUUGAAUUAGAUGAUGCCAGGAUUGCACUGGAAGUUUACAAACUGAUCAUGCGAUUCACAGGUGAGUCAGACCUCAGCAGCUGGCAGGAGCAGAUGUUAGGAAAUUACGUAAUUGAGAAAGGCCAGAGUCGUCCUGCCUUGAGAGAUGAGAUCCUGGCCCAAUUGGUUUACCACACAUGGGACCCACAUGAACAGCAGAGUAGCCGGCGAGGCUGGCUGCUGCUGGCCUGCUGCCUCAGUGCCUUCACUCCGUCACCAAUACUGGAAAAACCCCUGCUUAAGUAUAUAUCUGACCAGGCACCUAUGGAAUACCGUUCACUGUGCCAACACAAACUGCUCACAUCUAUGCAACUCCCAGCCCCUAUUUCCCGUAUUUAUCCACCCACCCAGCUGGAGUGGACCACCAACAAAAGGAAAGGCACGAUGGCUGUGGAUGUAUAUACAUUUAAUGAUGAGAAGUGGACAACUGAAGUAGAGUCCUGGACCACGGGAGAAGAGGUGGCUGCAUGGAUUCUUCAUUUCAGAGGUAUGACGGAGGCGACAGAAGGGUGGUCUGUGUCUCUUCUGACGGAUGACGGGUGGUCUGAUCUGGUCGGCUCAGACAUGGUCAUGGAUCUACUGGCUGGCACAGAGACAGAAGUUGUGCCACCACCAGGCACCCCCUUGUCAACCAAUUCUGAUUACUUGUUCAGUGGUCAAGGAGACAGAACACCGGUUACAGAUCUUGAUGACUUCAUUCCACCGGCACCUGCCAUGGAAGCUCCAGGCCUGCCUCCUUUUCAAGGGAGCCCCUGGGGAAGAGAUUAUCCACAGGAAGGCCGUCGUCGACAGAUGGAUGCCUACGUUGAUGACUUGUUUGACCUGGAUCAAGGACAAUCGGACACGGAAAGAGUAGCCAUGCUAAACCGCAGGAUGCGAGGUGGAGGAGGCAUUGGACCGAUGCAGCCUGGUUUAUACAAUCCUGGUAUGCCGACUUUAAUGCCAGGCUAUCCCAUGGGAAUGCCAGUCAGCCCUUCCAUCCCAAGUUAUGGUACAACCCCGCUGAUGCCAGCCAUGCCAGCCAUGCACACCAUGCCAGGGAUGAUGAUGCCUCAGGCUGCUGUUCCCACAAUGAAUGAUCCCAUGCAGCUAGCAGCGACACAGCAAGCCCUCAUCAACCAACAGGCUCUUCUCAUGGCUCAGCAGAUGACCAUGCAGGCGAUGACUCUGUCCCAGCAGCAGACACAGGAACAGCAGCGGUUGAGGGAACAGGAGAGAAAGCAGGAACAGCAGCAGAGGUUGAGGGAGCAUAGACCCACAUCCCUCCCCCAAUCUCCACCUGCAGGCCAGCCUAAUACACCUUUGCCAAAGGUCGAUGACCCACAAGGAGUAGAUUCACAGAGUGCAGGCAAGGUGCCGUCUUUUAGAGAUAAACGGCAGUAUUUCCAGAAUAUUGGUACAUCUAAAACCGAGGUGCCACAGGGACACCCCUCUACCCCAUCCCAACAGCAACACAGCGUACAAUCAGUGCGCACACCCCCUCCUCCCACAGCACCCAAACCCAAAGUGAAGGGGCUGCCUUCCACUCCUGCCAGCAAAACCGAAAGGCCGACCCCAACUACGCCCUCUAAGGAAGUGUCUGAGCCCACUUCCAACAUUCGGGAAAUCAUCAGGCAGUUCAACAGUCGACCCCAACCAGAACCCAGAAACUUUGAGCCUAUCAGAGCUCCUGCGAAGCAGUUUGUGAAAAAGGUGGAUCACAAACAGGAAGCUCUUGCCAAACUCAGACAAAAAGCACCAGUGCCGCAACAAAAGACGCAGUGGGUGGCCUCCCCAGCAGGAAAAAAGCAGUCUCCUAUGAGUACUCCAUCCCCACAGUCCUCUCCUGCCUCCUCUGAAGGUCGUCGUGUCAUUUCCAGCAACAUGAGGCAGAAACAACGCUCGCUGGAAGAUCUAUUUGGUUCGCAACGCUCUCGGCACGUUUUACCUCCUACCCCCGACUCUUCACCACCUCCCUCACACCCAACCACCAUCCCUGAACCACCAACCAUGGCUGCUCCAUCUCUGAGUAUGAUGCCAGAUGACAAGACUACCCACUCUGAACUUCAUCCUUAUUCUCCUGGUGUUUAUUUGUCUUUCUGCACCAUGCCAGGAAAACUCUUCUUGCGGAAAGAGGUCUUUUACCCAAAAGAGACGUUCAACCGACCAUACAUCCUCAAUCUUUUAUGUGAACAGAUCAUGAGGGACACUUACUCUGACAGCUGUGUGAAGAUAAGCAGAGAGGACAGAAGGAAGAUGAAAGAUCUGCUCGGUAAUCUGAAUGUGGGAACUAUGAACGCCAUGCAGGAUGACAGUUUAAAGAAAAGGAUUGUCAUUGCUGCUCGGGACAACUGGGAAAACUACUUUUCACGCUUAUUUCCUGUACAGUCAGACAGUGAUGACACUCAGAUUUUGGGCGUGUGCCAUCGUGGCAUUCGGCUCCUGAGAAUGGUUGCAGCAUCAGGCAUCGAUCAAAAACACCUGCGCCUGCUGCGAAGCUACAGUUUUGCAGAGCUGCUGUCGGUUGAACUGUGUGGUACCAACAAAGUGCAACUGGAGUUGAAGAAUGAAAACCUACAGCUACACUCUGCCAGGGCUCCUCAAAUCACUGCCACGAUACAAGUCUUCCUCAAAGAAGUCAUCAAGAAUUCGGAUCAUGUGGUUGCCCUGAAGAGCUUUGUAACAGACGACAAGAGUCUGCUCAGCUUCAGCAAAGGAGAUGUUAUUAAGCUACUCGCAAUGGAGGGCCUCCAGACAGGUUGGUAUUUUGGUACUUUGGGAGGACGCUCUGGUCUUUUUCCAGCGGAUCUAACCCAGCCAUCAGCCCCAUUGGACUACCAUUAUCUCAAACUUGAUCGAAGAGAUGAUAGGCAGAAAAGCAUGAGGGCUGCAAGACCCGCUACUCCGCAACAACAAACCACUCUGGUUCCCACCAGAACCGCCACUCCGCAACAAGAAACAAUGCUGGUUCCCAUUAGCAAGGACACCAGUGAUUCAGAGGUCUCAUCCCAGAGAUCAGUACAGACCUCCAUCCAGGGGACGCUUCAAGACUUCCCGAUGUCAGCAAUGGCUGAGUUUGCCAUGAAAAGCUUUAGAUUGAAAAACGAAGGCUUAAAACCAAGUGGCAGACAUUUUUCAGAGGCAGUUCAAUUCACAACGGUGCCCAUUCAAGAGUCUCUCAUUCUCUACAACGACCCUGAUAUCAACCAUUUAUCUGUUCAGUGCUUUAUGACCAUCAUGCAAUUCAUGGGCGAUACCGCAAUGAAGAAGCACACCUCUCAAGCUGACUGUCUGCGUCAUAUCUUACUGCUCGGCAAGGAAAGAGAGCUGCUGAGAGAUGAAAUCUACUGCCAGGUCAUCAAGCAAACAACCAACAACCCAAAUAAAUCCAGCUGCAUUCUGGGCUGGCGUCUACUCAACCUCAUUGCUGGCUUCUUCCCCUGUUCUGGAACUCUCCAUCCCUACAUUUCACGCCACCUACAGGACAUCAACAUGGACCAUGAACAUCAUUACCGAGAGCUGGCGUCUGUUUGCCAGGAUAACCUUCAACGUUCUAUCAGUUUCGGCGGCCGCCGUAACAUCCCCUCGCAUGUUGAGCUGGACGCCAUCCUGGCGGGUAAAACUUCACAGCUUAUUUCUAUCCAUCUGCCAGGAGGGGUGGAGUUCCCCAUCAAGAUAAGUAACUUCAGUAUGGCAACUGAUGCGGCAAAUCAGUUCUGUCAAGAAAUGAAUAUCUCAAACCUCUCUGAAAUUAAAGAAUUCUCCAUCUUUGCCACCCGACAACAAGAUGGAAUGGUUCGCCCUCUUCAUUCAAAUGAGUAUCUGAUGGACUUUUUGCUGGAUGAUGGAUGCAUCUUCUUAUCUCUAAGAAGAGUGUUGUGGAGAACCCCUUUUUCUUUCAGCAAUGCUCUCUACGUGGAGUUUCACUAUCAACAGCUCCUGAACGACUACCUGAGCGGGACGCUCCAGCUUACUCCUGCAGGGACAGAUCAUCUCAACGGGUCCUUCACACAGCAAAUGGCAGAACUGUCAGCUUUGCAAUAUCUGUCCCAAGGACUAAAGAACCAUCCCUCAUUGCAGGAGAUAAAGAAAUACCUUCCUGCUCAAGAGGGAUCAAAUGCUAACAUGGAUGAGAUCCACUCUUCUUGUGUGAGCAAAAUAGCAGCAAUGCAGUCCCUCGGCCCUCUAGAUGCCAAAAUACAAUUUAUUGUGUUUCUGAGAGGCCAGCGCCUGUUUGGCUCCAACAUGUACUUGGCCCAGAAAGUCAGCCAACGUGGCUGUCCUUCACCCUGCUUGCUCAGCGUCAGCCAUGAUGGUGUGCUUUUUAUUCAUCCCAAAACACAGGAGCAGGUCUUUCAAGUUCCUCUGCGUGACGUUCAGUCCAUGCGCACGGUACGACCCAAAAAAGCAGGAAAGCUGCCGUCGGUAGAUGUCAACUACGGCAAUCCCAGUCGGCCUGAGAAAGUAACAAUUUAUCUCACACAGGCCAAGGAGCUGUGUCACAUCCUUGCUAUGAUCAUGGAAGAGCUGAUCCGUCCUUCAGUCAACAGCAGCAUUCAUCAUCACUAAUAGACACACACUCAUUUUUUAUAUUCAAGGAAAACUGCACUGUUUUUUGGAAAUUUGCCCAUCAUCCACAAUCCUUAGGUGAGACAUGAACACACAUCUUUCUCUUUUCUGUGCAUUCUAAAGAUAUAAAAACAGCAGCUAAGAAUGCGUGUAAUGGGACACACCUACUCCGCCCAUAAAGCCUUCCGAAUAAAACAAUCCAUUUACAUAAUGUGACCUGCAUAUUAACCAAGCUACUGCAACAUUGUUAUUAUUAACAUUGUUACGCCGAAGAACUACUUUACUGACACCUUGCCACACUACACCAGCUAGCUACUAGCCGGCUAGCGACUAACGUCACCACACAUUCGCUCAUAGCACCUCAGCCGACUACUGGAAGGUAACGCUACAUCUUUGAUGCUGCCACCACUGCUGCUGUGUUUUUGUUUUUGAGUUUUGAAAAGGUAACGUUAGGUGUAGCAUCCUUUCCACGUUGCUGUGUGAAAUCAUUGCACCAAGGAAGGAAGUUCCGGGAAUGCUUAAAAUGACAAAAAAAAUAGUGAAUGUGCCUUAUACUACAUGGUCACAGCAUUUCUGGACAAUAGAACGCACCGGCAUUGAAGCAGCACCCACUUAAUUUAAAGAGAAACAGAUUCCUCCAUCGAUAACCCGCACCUGUCUACAAGCUGCAUGUUUCCACGUUGUGACAUGGGAUAUUUAGUACACUGAAAGAUAUUACUUGAUCAUCCGUCGAUCUCUUUUACGGCAGUUACAGAUCGUAAACGUCAGGCAACACAGUUUUUACUAUGCAUGUACAAUAUACGUCACAGCCACUCCCAAAAAACGUUAAGAUCUGCGAAAUUACAGCAUAAUCAAUUUUUUUCCUGAAAUCAUAUCCAUGGUGCAAGUACAGUUAUGACGUCUUUUCUUGGCUUCAUAAAUUAUUUUAUUUUUUGCCACUCAAAAAAUACAGACAAAAAGCAUUUGCUAUCAAGAUAUGUAUUUUCACUGUAUCACUGUAUUUUAUGUUUUGUUUUAUAUGGUUUAUUGAAUGUAUUCAUGUAUAUUAUACACAACCGGAUGUGACGUUUACGUCUGCGCUAUGUGUAUUGCAUACAUUUUUACAUAGCUCCGUCUUGGUGCAUAAAAACAAUAGAAACAUCCGCAUGCUAGCAAAGUCUUUUAAUAAGAGUCUCGAAGAAAAUAACCCCCAAUAUUACAUAUAUGAAAUAUGGUUAUUGACCAUUGACUGUAUGUUCAUACAUUUAAGAAAUAACUGCCACAACAUGUGACGAUGUAAAAAUUUGUGAAAGGAGGAAGUGACAUGUAUACCAAGCAUGUGCAGAACUGAUUGUGUUUCCGGUGCAGAUCAGUAGAGACAGACGCCUCUCCACACGUUCUCCAUGGUGAAGGCGCCGCUCGAACCACACGAGAUGUCGCGAGACCAGAACGUGACCACGUCCUUGUAAGCCACAGGGUUUGAAGCAGGAGAAAAAGGCAGUGGCUUAUACACUGGAAAUUACAGUGUAAUAAAACCUUUUUGGUGGAGUUUUAAUAGCGGGCUUUGUAGGCGGAAUUGGUGUGGCCCAUUGUGGGCGCCACACAUGGGAGGCGACAAACGACUGCGAUUGACGACACUCAUCGCCAACGCGUAGCAAACCAUGCAAACGGGAGGCGACGGGAAGCGACGAGCGGCUGUGACCAGCGACACCCGUGAGCGACGUCUUCACAUCAGGAGCGAAUUGUACGAGUCUCCCACGGUUUUGGUUGGCUGUCAGAUGUGGAGUGAAUUUGGGGGUAUCAAAGUAGUUCAGUGGAGGAAAAGCGGCCGGUGUUGAUCGAGUACUCUUACUACUCUUAGUACUCUAGUAACGGAUCUUUCUAGUGUUGAAGAUAAACGUACAUAAAUGUCAGUGUAAAAUAAAUGUUAACUUUUGUGAUAUGUUUACUCUGGCACAGAUGAGGUCCCAGACACUUUUUUCUUAGAUCUCGAUAUUCUUAUGUAGAAAUGUCAAAUAGUUCUGGGAAGUCUGACACGGCAAGUAUAGCGUACUGAUUAGCAUCCUGUCCGCUCAUUGGUCGAUCAGUGAAACGUCCGCUGAUUGGUCCUCAUUUGGGCGAAAGCGAUGAAAAGUUGAACACUUUUUAACUUUCUGGGAGCGCGUUGUGUGCACGAUGACAUGCACAAACACAAACUUUCAAACGCACAAAUUUCGCAUGUCGCUUUGCUGGACGGUUCCAUUGAAAAUGAAUGGAGGGGGAGUGAUCUUUAGAACACGCAGAAAAGGGAAAGACGUAUGUUCAUGUCUCCCACGGAUUGUUUUAAUGGCUGUCAACACAAGUGAGUAAAUGGUCUUUCACUUGUAUAGUGCUUUCCACCUCCAAGGCACUCAAAGCGCUUUGACACUGUUAGCACAUUUGCUGACUGAUGGGGGUUCAGUAUCUUGCACAAGGAUACUUCGGCAUGAUCACGGGAGGACACAGGAUCGAAUCCGCAACCAUGAGGUUGGGAGAUGAGCACUCUGAGCCAUGACGCACCCACUGAAGUGAGGAGCGAGAUAAUAGUCUUGUCUACAAUCAAGCAUGGUGGUGUUAGUGUCAAGAUCUGCAGUUCAUUGAGGGAAACAUGACUGUCGCAUACUGAAGCAGAGUAUGAUUCCCUACCUUGGAAAACUGCAUCAUAUAGCAGUUUUAGAGAUGCACAAUAUCUUUUUUUUCAAACCGAUAACUUUGUGCUUCUCAAGACCGAUAUGGUACCAAUAACCAAUUAACCAUAGUUUGUGCACACCUGGACAGACUCAAACAAAAUUGGACUGACCAACUGUACCUGUUGAGUUGUUCUAAUCAAAUAUGACAUUUCUACUGCCACUUCACGACUAUCAGGAGAACCACAGUAAAGAAACGGGAGGAGCCGCCUGGCGUGGCCCAGCAAGGUGCACACGCUGCCAGCUGCCAGUGUGAUGCCACGGAGGGCUCUGGAAAAACUUUUGCACUUUGCACAUAUGGACCUAUUUUCAGAAGCUGGUAAAUAUAUGACGCUUUCAAGCUGUACACUGACAACUCAAAGUUAUAUCCAAGCUUAAUUUAUAUAGUACAAUAUUGUCUUUUGAGAAGAUUUCAUAAAAUAUUUGCUGUCAUUGUGUAAUACUGUAUGUGUAAUAAACAAAUGAUCUUAAAUAUUACAUUCUACCACAGACCACACGUGAGAUUGAUGAUUGAUCCCUGUCAUAAGUCAGUGAUAGUGUAGUGGUUCACGUAGUCAGUCAGCUGGGUUAUAGGCUACACUUCCCCGGAACGCUGACCGCAAUAGACGUGAGUUGUGAAUGUUGUUCUCAGAGCAGUAAUUGAUCACAACUGGAUGGAUUCAAAACCCUGAGAAUAAAAUGACCAUGUGGAGAAGGAUGGUGUAUUGAAAGCAUGAAGUAUGGCUAACAUUUUACCAGGAGGGGCCUGUGUUUAACCAGAGGGGCACCAGAGACACGGCAAGAAAUGAUACUUAUGAACUUUAAAUUACAUGUCCCAAGAACCAGAUUUGACCGGCAAAGACCAGGUCGCCCAGACGUCCACCCAAAUCACAUUGCACCGGACCCACAUGCGUGCCCCUGCAGGUGGUGGAAGAAAAUGGGAGCGGGAUGGGAAGGAUGGCGCUUGAGGUCGACAGACGGAUCGGCGCAGUGUCUGCAGUAAUGUGGUCGCUGUACAGGAAGAGAGAGCUGAGCCGUAAGGCAAAGCUCUCAAUUUUACCGGUCAAUCUACGUUACCACCCUCACCGAUGGUCAUUAGCUUUGGGUUGUGACCGAAAGAGAGAUCACGGAUACAAGCCGCUGAAAUGAGUUUCCUCUGUAGGGUGGUCGACUCACCCUAAUAGAUAGGGUGAGGAGCAUGGUCAUCCGGGAGGGGCUCAGAGUACAGAGCUCUUUGACAUCGAAAGGAGCCAGUUGAGGUGGCUCAGGCAUGUAGUCCGGAUGCCUCCCAGACGCCUCCCUGGUGAAGUGUUCCGGGCAUGCGCCCCAGGAAACACACAUUUUCUUUGUAUUUGGACUUUAUAACAUCAUUUUACAAACAAUGACUUUGUGGUAUACACUCCAGAUCCAAAUUUUAAGACCAGUUGAAAAAUUGCAAGAAAGUACAUUUUGCACUUUUGGAUCUUGAGAGCUUCAAGAGGCAAAAAGAAGAAAUGGGAGUUAGACAAAAAAAUCAGAGUAAGCAAUUCAUUGCAAACAAGCAUUAAAGUGAAAUAGGCUUAGCUCAACAACAAAAAACCUGAUACCACUCUAAAAUAGAACUAAAGUGUUCAAAAAGACUCAGUAAUGAGUAACUUUUCACAACUCACAAACAACACAGCAGCUCGCUGCAGUAGGUAGUAUACCACUCAACAGUGGCUUGAGGUUUUGUGAGUGACGCUGAGACUGGCGAGGCGUUGUUACUCUGCCAGAUAAAUAGUUGUUUGUGUUAGCUGCACAAUAUCGCUGUAGCUAGUAUGUCGAUGGAACAUUGUUGGCGGGGGGUU
This is a messenger RNA of Dunckerocampus dactyliophorus (ringed pipefish), 14339 nucleotides long. RefSeq names its product myosin XVB (gene myo15b). Lineage: Eukaryota; Metazoa; Chordata; Actinopteri; Syngnathiformes; Syngnathidae. The transcript has 70 exons. Gene Ontology annotation, molecular function: cytoskeletal motor activity; ATP binding; protein binding. The record is from RefSeq and is a predicted model, not a curated record. Gene Ontology annotation, cellular component: cytoskeleton; myosin complex. The coding region runs from base 491 to 9850 and encodes 3119 amino acids.